Messenger RNA from Antechinus flavipes (yellow-footed antechinus), 5016 nucleotides. It is a transcript of the gene SYCP1, whose product is annotated as synaptonemal complex protein 1. Gene Ontology annotation, molecular function: double-stranded DNA binding. The coding region runs from base 1571 to 4567 and encodes 998 amino acids. The record is from RefSeq and is a predicted model, not a curated record. NCBI's taxonomy places the organism in Eukaryota, Metazoa, Chordata, Mammalia, Dasyuromorphia, Dasyuridae. The transcript has 32 exons. Gene Ontology annotation, cellular component: central element; male germ cell nucleus; transverse filament. Gene Ontology annotation, biological process: lateral element assembly; chiasma assembly; synaptonemal complex assembly.
UAUUACAAUGUUACUUGGAAAGAUAAGAAGGGGGGAGGGAAAGAACCAACACUCCCCGUGAGCACGUGGCCUUCAAGGAUCUCGCGAGACUGGCUUCCCGGCGUCGUCUCCUCCCCCCAGCACUAGGUGGCGGUUGGAAUCGCAUAACGGUCGCCCGGCCUCGAGGCGUUCCCGCCUUUUUGAAGUGGCGGUUGAGGUGGCAGCGGCCUUUUGUCCUUUUCUCUCCCCACAUCGCCCACGGGAGGCAACCCGACUCGCCAGUGGGUAUCAAAUUCAUCCUUAACUCUCCAAACCUUUCCCACGUUCCUGCCACCCUCCCCCACUGUUCCCCUCCUCUUUGUCCCGUCCGCUUACCUUUCCUUUUCCCCUCCCCCUUUUCUUUCCCCUCCCUCUUUCCCUCCUCCUUCCCCUCCCCCUUCCUCCUUCAUGCUUGCGAGUUCUUUUACCUCAAAGGAAGAGUAGGGAGUCGGAUGCAGAGAAUUUAAUAGGAAUAUAGAUUAAAAGGGAACGUAUUUUAGGCCUAAACUGCACACUCCAAUCCUUUCUCUUUUUACAAAUGAAGAAACUGAGGUCCAUGGCCAUAAGUGAUAUGGCUUGGAUUUGUACUACGGGAUGGGAUUUAAAUCCGGGUCCUCCAAUUUCCUUCCCUAGGCCAUCUGAAGUGAUAAUUUAGGCCUCCCAUUUUGGGCAAGUUCUGGCUCUAGUUCCUUUCCACCCAGGGCUUCAAAACAAACAAACAAACAAACAAAAAAAAAACCAAAAAAAACAUUUAUUAAGCCCCUACUGUGUUGCAGACAUGGUGCCAAGGAGUCCAGGGCUGAUUUAGGUGCUUCGGGAAGAAAACUUUGAUACUUGAGAAAUGUGACCACAGCUUUUUGGGUUUGUGAUUUAACUCUUAUGUAAUGAUUAAAACUAGAAAAGCUACUUUAAAAAAUGUGUCAAGGGAGCUGAUUUUUGGUAGAAUGCCUAUUUAAUAUUCUACAACUAUUUUCCCUUACACUUGAUUCCACUCAAAGCCAAGUCAAAGGCUUUACUUAUAUACUUAUGAUGAAUUUAUUUGAAAGUGAAAUAAAUUUGUUACUUUGUGGUUUCACAUUAUAUCUUUGAAAUUUGCAGGGGAUCAGGAAGGCGUAUGAUUGAAUUUGUCAGAAUUUCAUGCCAUAUAAUCACAUUUUCACUUAAAAAACUACAAACAUCAGUAAAUUUAAAAAAUAAAUUUGGAUGGUUAAAAAACUAAAUAUAUCAGAAAAUUAGCUAUUUCAAGGACUGGGAUCUUGUGAUUUUUGUUAUAUUUUUAUUUGUCAGAUAGUUGACAAUUUAGUGUUUUGUAAAUAGUCUACUCUUUUUACUUUACCAAGCAAAUACUGGAACAUUAAUAUUGUAAUCCAGGUAAUUCAUUCCACAAGCAUUUGUUACUUUUUUUUUUUUUUAAACCAAGAGUAAUUUGUGUCCACAUUGAUAAUAAGAUUGUCAGAAACAUUUGUUAUUUUGUUAGGAGGAGUAAUUUGUGUAUUGUCAGAAACAAUGUACAAUAUUUUCAUCGUGACUGAUGUUUUUUGAUUAAAAGGAAAUGGAAAAGGAAAAGCCUUUUAAAUUGUUUGUACCACCAAGACUAAGCAGCAGUCAAGUAUCAGCGGUUAAACCUCAGACCAUAGGAGGAGACACUAAUUUUUUCAAGGGUUUUAACAAAAGUGGUGAAGAUGAAUUUGGUUUGCCUUUUGGAAUAACUAAACCAUCUAAACGUAGUGAACACAUUGAUUCAGAUCCAGUUUUGCAAAAAGUUAAUUUUUUGCCCAUGAUUGGAGAGGUUGGUACUGAGCAGUCUGACUUCUUGGAAGAACUAAAGAACCCUCAGUUUGAGACUUCAGAGCCAAUAAGCAGAGUUUAUUCAAAAUUAUAUAAGGAGGCUGAAAAAAUUAAGAAAUGGAAAGUGAAUAUAGAAUUUGAACUCAACCAGAAGGAGAAAAAGUUACAGGAAAAUAGAAAGAUUAUUGAAGCACAGCGAAAAGCCAUUCAGGAGUUGCAGUUUGAAAAUGAGAAAGUAAGUUUGAAGUUAGAAGAUGGAAUCCAGGAAAAUAAAGAAUUACUAAAAGAGAACAACGCCACAAGACAUAUGUGCAACCUACUCAAAGAAACUUGUGCUUGGUCAGCAGAAAAGUCAAAGAAAUAUGAGUAUGAAAGGGAAGAAACUAGACAACUAUAUUCAGAUCUAAAUAAUAAUUUGGAGAAAAUGGUACAAGCUUUUGAAGAACUUCGAGUAGGAGCUCAAAGUUGCAGACAGGAAAUGCAUUUUAAGUUGAAGGAAGCAUGUGAAAACAUUCAACAACUUGAAAAAGAGCAAACAAAAGAAAUACAUGAUAAGGAAAAGAAGAUAUCAUUAUUAUUGAUGCAGAAUGAUGAGAAAGAAAUGAAAAUUAAAGAUUUGAAAUUGCUGCUUCAAGAAUACAGUGACAAACUUAAUCAAUUUCAAGAAAAAAUGAAAUGGCAAAAUGAAAAUUUAAAAGAAUCAAAAGACCAACAGGAUCACUUGAUGUCAGAAUUAGAAGAAGUUAAACUGUCUUUGCAAAAAAGUGAGAGUGCUCAAAAGAUAUUAGAAGAAGAAUUACAGACUGCAAGCAAAACAGUAAUGCAGCUUACCAGACUAAAAGAAACUCAGAUGGAAGAAAUUAAUGAAGCUAAAGUUAUACAUUCAUCAGUUGUUGCUAAAUUUGAAACUACUAUUUCCAGUUUGAAAGAACUGUUGACAACAGAACAGCACAGAUUAAAGCAAAAUGAAGAACAGUUGAAAAUUCUUACCUUGGAGCUACAGAAGAAAUCAGAUGAACUGGAAGACAUGAAACUAUGUAAAAAGGACAAAGAAAUGCAACUUGAAGAAUUAAAAGGCAUCUUGGAGGAAAAUCAAAGACUUUUAAAUGAAAAGAAACAUUUAGAGAUGAUUAUUGAAAAACUGCAGGCAACAGAAAUAGAACUAAAUGGGAUUCUUCAAAUCAGACAGAAAGAAGUACAUGACUUGGAAAUAAAAUUAAAUGAAACUGCUACAAAUGAACAAAAUUACUUACAACAGGUUGAAGAACUUAAAACUGAACUUGAACAAGAGAGGCUAAAAAGUAUUGAAUUAACUGAGAAUUUAAAAAAGCUUUCAGUAGAAAACAAACAAAUGGCACAAGAAAAAAUGACUACAGCCCUAGAGUCUAAGAAACUGCAAGAAGAUAUUAAUGAUAGCAAAAAGCAAGAAGAAAAGAUGAUGAAGCAAAUUGAAAAUCUAGAAGAAACAAAAAACUUAUUGAGGAAUGAAUUGGAUGCUGUAAAAGUAGAGUUAAAAGAAAAAAAUGAAGAAGUUGAAAGCAAAUUGAACAAGAGUGAAGAAAAUGCCAGAAGCAUUGAAAGUGAAAUUUUGAAAAGAGAUAAGCUUGUAAAGAUAUUAGAAAACAAGUUUAACAAUUUAAAAAAACAAAUGGAAAAUAAAAUCAAAUCCUUUGAAGAACUACAGCAAGAGAAUAAAGCCUUAAAAAAAAAAAGUGUGGCAGAGAACAAACAGUUGAGCAUCUAUGAGAUAAAGGUGAAUAAAUUAGAAUCAGAGCUAAAUGACUCUAACAAAAAAUUUGAAGAAAUGACUGAUAACUACCAAAAAGAAAUUGCUAACAAAAAGAUAUCAGAAGACAAUCUUUUGGAAGAGGUUGAAAAAACAAAGGCAAUAGCAGAUGAAGCUGUAAAACAACAAAAAGAAAUUGAUCUAAGAUGUCAGCAUAAAAUUGCUGAAAUGGUAGCACUUAUGGAAAAACAUAAAGAUCAAUAUGAUAAAAUAGUUGAAGAAAGAGAUGCGGAAUUGGGAUUAUAUAAAAGCAAAGAGCAAGAGCAGUCAUUGAAGAAAAUAUCUUUGGAAAUUGAGAUAUCUAAUCUCAAGAGCAAACUUUCAUCUGUUGAGACUCAACUUAAAGUAGAAACUGAGGAAAAGGAAAAACUUUUAAGAGAGGCAAAAGAAGAUAUGGCCAUGCUCAAAGAGAAGAAGGAUAAGAAAAUACAAACGUCUGUCUUGGCAACUCCUGAAACCAGCAAGUGGAAAUGUGAUUCUAAUAUAGAUACUUCAGAAAAUGCAUCAUUAAAUUUCACAUCAGUUGAUCGCAUCCAAUCAAAAAACAAAGAAUUUCUUUGGACACCUGUCAAAAAAUCCUUAUCUACACCAUCAAUAAAGGCAUACACUGUAAAGACACCAACAAAAAUGAAAAUACUGCAGAGUGAAAAGAAGGAUCCGUACAAGGAAGGAACAAAUAGAAAAAGAAAAAUGCUAUUUGAUUUUGAUACAAAUUCAGAUAGUUCAGAUCAAAAUGACCUUUUGAGCAUGGUUUCAGAUGAAGACAAAUUUCAAAAACUAUACAAGAGUUAUCCUCAAGCUUCUCAUCAAAGUGUCACAACACCAAAGAAGAAUCAGAGACCUUUAUCUUUAACAACUCCAGGAUCAGCACUGAAAUUUGCAGCUAUGAGAAAAAUGAGAGAAGACGGUUGGGCUGCAGUUUCUAAAGUGGACAGGAAAAAAAAAAUAAAGGAAGCAGAAAAGCUAUUUACUUAAAAUUUAGUUAAAAGGUAGAACUAGCUGGUUUAAUAACAUAAAAUUUGUUACAGUAGAUUUUGUUUUUUCUUUGGUAGUUCAUGAUUUUUUAUUUAGGAUGUCCUAAGUUUUGUAGAAAUAGACAAAGCUUUAAAUUGCUUUUGCAUUUGUGUAAAAGACUUAUUUAAUUUUCCUCUGCCAUAUUUUAGGUUUAAAUAUAAAUAAUUGUAUAUUACUUGAAAAGUUAUAACUGUAUUCAAUUCAUUAAAUACAGUUUUGCUAUUGCUAUUAUUUUGAUUCAGGUUGUUGUUGCCCAAUUUUUUUUUUUUAGAAGACUAUUGACUGAAAUUUUCUGUUGAUUUUUGUUUCAAACAGUAUUUAUUUUUAAUUCUACUGUGAGAACGUUUUAACAUAAAUAGUUCUUAUAGGCCCAGUGUAGUCAGUCAAGGCACAUUACUACAAAGUUAGUU